Messenger RNA from Boleophthalmus pectinirostris (great blue-spotted mudskipper), 2100 nucleotides. RefSeq names its product trichohyalin-like. The transcript has 11 exons. Gene Ontology annotation, molecular function: DNA-binding transcription factor activity, RNA polymerase II-specific; DNA binding. Lineage: Eukaryota; Metazoa; Chordata; Actinopteri; Gobiiformes; Gobiidae. Bases 95 to 1546 code for a protein of 483 amino acids. The record is from RefSeq and is a predicted model, not a curated record. Gene Ontology annotation, biological process: regulation of transcription by RNA polymerase II. Gene Ontology annotation, cellular component: nucleus.
CACUAAACCCAAUCUGGCAACCCGCGUGCAGCUGCACACCAGGGCUGUUUAAAUUCACUUUUAUAUCUCACAAAAAGAAACAGGAGUGGACGCAAUGCGCACCAGAGAGAGAGUGCCAUCAACUGGGAGAGAAAGGAGCCGAGAGGGUGAGCCCAAAAGAUGGGUUAGUCCUCGGAAAAAACUAAAGACCAAUUAUAUCUCCUCAGAAGGGAGUGAAGACAGUGACAUUGUGGAGGAGGAUGAGGAGAACUCUGAAGAAAUGCUAUCUAGGUGGCCUCAAUGGGAUGUGACCUGUGGAACCAAAAAGGGCAUCUUACAUGUAGAAAAUCUAGAAAGUGGCCAGGAGGACUGUAUUGAGUCUGAGGGCCGCUGGUUUUCUCCCAGUGGAUUUGAGCAGUUUGGAGGCAAAGGGUCACAUAAAAAAUGGAAAAAUACAAUUACCUACAAGAACCAACCACUGAAUUUUUGGAUUGAUCAUCGUUACCUUAACCCACUACCCAAUAGAAGACGCACAUUUAGGGCCUCAGAGCCAUCAGAACAUAAAAAGAGUCACCCUGAAGAGUCUGAAGACAAAAAUAACCAUAAGGAAGAAGUGGGACCAGAUGAACAGCCAGCAGAGACCAGUGAAGACCACACAGAUGGUCAAAAUGAAGAACAGAAAAAUGACACCAUUGACAUUGCGAGCAGAGUGUCACAGAGGAAACCUUUGUUAAUUCUUCACAGACUAGACCCUCUACAGGGUGAUUUUCAUCUGCUGUUAAAUGAUGUAGUGCUACUGCAAAAUGGCAGCGGAUCUAUGUCAACAGAAACACAGAGCAACGAAAAAGUUGAUACAAACGAAGACGAGGAAACACAGAGCAAAGAAAAUGUUAAUACAAAUGAAGACAAGGAAAUGCGGAGCAAAGAAAAAGUUGACACAAACGAAGAUGAGGAAAUGCAGAGCAAUGAAAACGUUGAUACAAAUGAAGAUGAGGAAAUGCAGAGCAAUGAAAACGUUGAUACAAAUGAAGAUGAGGAAAUGCAGAACAACGAAAACGUUGAUACAAAUGAAGAUGAGGAAAUGCAGAGCAAAGAAAAAGCUGACACAAACGAAGAUGAGAAUCCUGAACCAGUUGAAACCAGUGAGCCCCAAGGAGAGACGUUAUUAUACUGCAGUGACACUGAAAAUGAGGAGCAGGUUGAGGUGGAACACAUGCCCAUAGAAGAUACUGUCAUCUUCCAGGACCAAGGAGUUGGCACAAUAUCAUUAGAAGAAAUAAUAAUAGAGAAUAUUAAGAUUUCUCAGAUAGAUCUGGAGUCAGUGAAAGUAGACGCUACACCACCGAAUGUGAUAAUCGAAGAGUCUGCACAAAUCAUUGAAAGGCCUCCUCAGGAAGAAAACCCUAGCACUGUGUUAGAUGAGCCUUCAGCAACAGCACAAACAAGCUCUGAAGUGGACUUCAUGGAUCUUGAACAACUAAAAAAAGAAAAAAUUAAAUGGCAGAUAAAAGUCUUGAAGUUACAAGAGGAGUAUUACUCGCUGCAGAUACAGAAGUUAAAACAGUGAUGCUCUUAAGAUCAUCUUUGUUAUGCCGUAUUUUUUAGAACACUUUUUGUCAUUUUUAUUCCAGAAGGUAGCUGUGACAAGAUGUAUGUAAUGUGUAAAGUUUUUUUGUUCUCUUGUACUUUUACAUUAAUUAGUUUUUAACGUUUUGAGCUCUUGAUUUUUUUUUUGUGUGAAACCAAUGCCAUUCAUUUUGGUACGUAUAGGUAAAUAGGUACAUAUUAGGUAGUCAAAUGUAACCUGAAUCACAGAUUUGUAACCAUUAAAUGUUUCUAAACCUAUUGUUUUGGGAAAUUUGUUAAUUUCAUGUUUACACAUAAUAUUCUAAAUCAUUAUUUCCCGAAGACUGGGUUGCGAUCCUCAGGUGAGUCGCAAGAGGCCCACCUAUCUCACUAGAAAUGCUGAAACGUUAAAACAUGUUUUGCAUAAUUUCUAAUCUUUUUGUAAUAAUUUGACUAUUAUGUUCCAAUAUUGCUGGUUCAAUUAUUGUUUUUCAUUGUUUAAUACUUGAGUAAUACUAAUUGUUCAGUCAUCAAUAAAAUAUCCUCAUCAGUUCA